AUGCGACCUGUUACUACUACGGAAGCGUUCGGCGAAGUCGCGAACGAUGGUGCUCGGCGAACGAGCACCCGCCGGCGGGUGAUCCCUCGAGAUCCGUUUACGGGCCUCCCGCCGACGCACGGAGGAUCGCAGCCAACCGAAUCGCGGCCCGCGGAGUCGCAGCCAGCACUUGUGAGCGCAGCGAUGGUUCGCGCAGCGCUGACUCGCUCCAUCACGCACGGCUGCGAGGAGCAGCUGAGAUCGUCCGCGGAGGAGACAAUGUGGGCUCCGCGAAUGCAGCACGGAUACGCCGGGAUUCAAAGCUCGCCAAGCGUUCAAAUUCCCCAACAGCCGCCACAGCAACAGCAACAGCAAGAGGACGAGGAGCAGCAGGAGGGAAGCGCAACGGAAGUUGCUGUGCUUGAGCGCGAACUUCAAACAUUUCGUGGUAACCAGAGGAAAAUGGCAGAUUCGCCUGCUGCUACUGUUAUCCCAGACUUCGCUGUUUGUUACGACAUUGACGAAGAUGUCAGCGACGCUGGCAACGUUUCGCGACGAAAGACCACAAUUUCAUUUCCCACACUUUUGCGCGAUUCAUGUGACAAGUAUUCUCCUGGCUGCUACGCACAAUUCCCACCGGAAAAUACAAUACCAACGUGCCUUAUCUGCUCCAACCGUUUACCUUUUUCCCGUGCAGCAUCUUCCUGGCAAACAGCACGAGCGUUCGACGAGAGCGGCCCCAAGGUGUGGCGGAAUGCCGUGGGCACCCAGCAGCAGCAAAAUGCUGGCACCGUCCAGCCGCAGCAGGACGCCGACGUCACCCAGCCGCAGCAGAAUGCCGACGUCACCCAGCCGCAGCAGAAUGCCGCAGGUGAAUGGCCGCGGCUGCUCGUAGAGCAACUGACUGACGGCGGCGACCAGCAGCAGCAGGAUUCCGGCGGCGACCAGCAGCAGCAGAAUUCCAGCGGCGACCAGCAGCAGCAGGAUUCCGCUGGUGCCGAGUCCGGCAAUACCGUGACGCCGAUUGCAAUUGACAACCGCGGAUACACCAAUACACCCAGCGUUGAAGCUGACCCCGCCAAAACCAACGAAAAGAAGUCCGGCGAAAGUUCCGCGGAGAUUGUCGUUCCCUUUGGCGCGAAAGCCGGCCCAGUAGCCGACGUCAACGCCGCUGGCGGGCUCAAAGUGACGGGCGGCAAUAACCAGCUGGAGAUGAAUCCAACCGGGAGUGCCGACGUCAGCUCUGAUGUGCUUAAGACCAAAGUUUCGGGGGAUGCAACGGGCUCGGCGAAAUUCAACCGUGAGGGUGUUACUACCGUGAACGUGGACGGAUCCGCGAAAACGAACGUGUUUGACGGCGUCGGAACGGGCGAGGCGAAGGCGAAGGGCAGCGCCGGCAUGACGAAAAACGGGGUCAACGCGGACGCUUCGGUUGGGGCGAAUGCUGACGUGGCAGGCGUGGGAGCGAAUGUGAAUGUCGGCGCUGGCGGCGAGUUCAGCAAGAAAGAAGUUAAAGCCAAAGCCGGGUUUGGAAUUGGCGGGAAGGUGAAGAACGUCGGGGGCGCAGAAACUAAUAUCGAAUCAACGGCUAAGGUUAGCCGCGACAAAGUUAACGCGAAGGCUGGGUUUGGAGUUGGCGCCAAUGUGGGAGGUAUCGCGGCCGGAGGUAAGGGUGAAUCGACGGCUGAGAUCAGCCGCAAAGGCGUGAAAGCAGGGGCGAAUGCGGGCGCUUCGGUGCAACUCGGCGACGUUUACUCGAGGAGCUUAGACGUGUCGGCUCAGGCGGAGCUGAAAGGGCUGGGAUUUACCCUGAAUGUGAAUCUUGUCGACCAGGCAAAAAUUUUGGGCGUGAGCGGAAAAAACGAAGCUACGACGACUUUGGUGCUGGGCGAUCCGAACACGAACGUCCCGCAGCUGGUGGUUCGGCUUAGCAAGGGGAUGAGCUGCGUCAACAUUCCCGACAAUUUCGCCCGUUCGGCGAAUUUCGUACAGGUGUCGUGGCGCAGUACGGUAACGACGAACGGAACGACGGAAGAAAUUGCGAAGGGGUGCAAAAAAAUUGUCGCGCAGCCGCAAAAGGGAUGCCAGGGGAAUCCGCUGGAUAAAUUCGAGUUCAACCCUUCGUCUGCCCGCAAGGCCAUGAGCAAGUUUUUCGGGUCAGUUUGUCAUAUACCCCCCUUCCAUCCCCCCUUCCACGCUCCGUGGAUGUAUCUUGCUUUGAAAGUGCGCUUUUCUACAAAAGUUUUAUGCACUAUGCUUCCCUCCCUCUCUCCCUUCCCUUCCCUCCCCCCUCCCUCUCCCCCUUCCCUUCCCCCUCCCUCUCCCCCUUCCCUUCCCCCUCCCUCUCCCCCUUCCCUUCCCCCUCCCCCCCCCCCCCUUCUCUUCCCCCUCCCGCUCCCCCUUCCCUUCUCCCUCCCUCCCCUCCUUCCCUUCCCCCUCCCUUCCCCCCUUCCCUUCCCCCUCCCUCUCCCCCUUCCCUUCCCCCUCCCCUCCCCCACCUUCCCCCUUCCCCUCCCCCCCCUUUCCCCUUCCCUUUCCCCCCCUUCUCGCUUCCGCUUCCCACCCUUCCCCUCCCACCCCUUCCCCACCUUCCCCCUUCCCCUUCCCUCUCUUCCCCCUUCCCCUUCUCACCCUUCCCCCUUCCCCUUCCCCCCGUUCCCCUUCCCCUUCCCCCUCUUCCCCCUUCUCGUUCCCCCUUACCCACCCUCUUUUCCUCCCACUCAGCCGUCUCUCCUUAUCUCCCAACCAAUCCCUCCCUGCGCUGCCCUAGAUUGGCACCCACACACCCCUUCUCUAGACUCACACUGA
This is a messenger RNA of Closterium sp. Yama58-4, 2787 nucleotides long. Lineage: Eukaryota; Viridiplantae; Streptophyta; Zygnematophyceae; Desmidiales; Closteriaceae. The record is from the annotation of a GenBank genome assembly.